Paraphaeosphaeria sporulosa is the source of this 616-nucleotide messenger RNA. RefSeq lists its product as uncharacterized. Bases 89 to 469 code for a protein of 126 amino acids. Lineage: Eukaryota; Fungi; Ascomycota; Dothideomycetes; Pleosporales; Didymosphaeriaceae. The record is from RefSeq and is a predicted model, not a curated record. The transcript has 2 exons.
GCGGCCCUGGUGAGGUAUCACAGCAUAUGGGGUGCGCUCGCCACUGCACCUUUGGCUUUCGCUCCAGCAACACCGAGUCCACACCAUUAUGCUUCAAUAUUCGCCGUUGUCAGGUUACGCAUUGCAACUUUCUUCAAUGGCUGCGCUGGACCCGAAGAUUCGACAACAGCAACUGACAUACAUCGCACAGCUGGGCGCGGACAGUGACUUCACACUGGAUACAGAUGCGGCCACCACUGCAGAGUUCACCCGCCUAGCAGUGGACUAUCUGGGAUGGGUCAAAGGCGGCGAACAAUGGUGCAGACACUGGAGGAAGUGUUUUCAAGAGGACUAUCGAUGCAAUUGCUGCAGCGGCAAUCUUUCGGGCAGCCAUCGGCCCAAGUCACCACCAGUGGCAGCAUUGAAGCGCUCGAAGCUAUCAAGGCCAUCCCUACUCGAACAGAUCUCGAGUGAGAGGACGCGGGUAUAACGGGGAGGCCUCGGCGUAUCGGUGUUUGGAUUUACCAGUGAUUUCGUUCGAAGCACCUUGCAGCAGCAUUGGCAUGUGCAAAUCUCCUUCGCCACACGCUAAUCGAUAAUGCAAUGAUUCCUUGGAAUGUGAGACUCACCGUGUCGA